AUGGAUUUUGAUAGAAAGCAUAUAUUGUUAAACGUAUUCAGUAAUUUGAAUAUAGACUUUGAUUAGCCAAUAUCAGAGAAUGUAAUAUAUAAAUUUCUUGAUGAAAAAUCACAUGGUACUUUUGACAACUCGAUCACUUUAUAAUUAUAUUAAUAAGUUAUACAAAAUUAUUAAAAACUUACAAUCAAUAAUUUUAUAAAUAUUUAUUAGUAAACAGAAACCAUUCUCGAAAUAAAAGUAGAAUAGAAAUUUAAAACUUAACAAUCACAAAUAAAUACUCUUUAAGAGCAUUUCUUAAUAUUACAAAAUAGGAAUAAUUAGGAAUAAUUAAAUAAGUAUAGAAUCAUGAAGAUAGUAUUUUAUUCAAAUUCAUGCAGUUGUUAAUAAACUUAGUCUAUCAAUGAAAGUAUUUUUUUUAAUUUCAAGUUCAACAAUAAGUCUUUAAACUCAUUCUCAAAAUGAAUUAGACUGGAAUGGUUCCUAUGAAUUUUAAUAUAUUAUAAUUUAUAAGUCCGAUUGAAAAUGGAUCUGAAAUUAUAAAUGAAUUUGUAAAAGCAUAUUAAGGAAAUAAAAUAAUUGAUAUUGGUUAAGCUACUUAUGCAGUUUAAUAAUUCAAUAGCUAAGCUUAUAUUAAUGUGGAAGUUAAACUUUAAUGCAUAGAACCUUAUUCUAGAAUUUUAAUUUUAUUGGGUUUAUGGAUCUUUUCAAAAGUAAACUUUUUCUAUUAUAAAAGACUAAAUAUUUUAGUGAACUUAUAUCACAGUUAGAAAAAUAAAUUUCAUAAUUAAAAGAUGAUUUAACAGAUUAUGAAAACCCUUAAAGCAAUAUUUCCAAAUAGUUUAAUUUCAAACUCUCAUGCUAAUUAUAAUAUUUAUUAAUUAAGUCUAGAGAAAAGCAAAUAGAUAAUAUAGUAAAUACUGAAGAUAAAACAUUAAAUAAAUAUCUAGUUGCUAUUAUGGCUUUGUUAAUUACAAUAUCAUCUCUUAAUAAAUGUUGUUAUUUAGAUGUAAAUCCAUAUUUUAUAUAGAUUUUAAUAAUACUAGUAUAUUUAAAAUAUUUUUAAAAUCAGACAUUAGAUGCCAAGUUGAUGAAAUUAAUCUCAAUUACAACAUUUAUAUCCUUUGCUGUAUGGAUAGAAUAUAUGUUGUGGUAUAUAAAAGCUUAUAUAAAAAGAUAAUUUCAGUCUCUUUGAUCUCAAAUAGAUACACCUGAUAUUGGUAUAUAAAAAAUAAUGACAGAAAUCCUGUUAUUUAUUACAAAAUUACAUUUUUCAUUUCAUUUUGCUUAUUUAUUAAAACAAGCCUUUGAAAUCAUUCCUGAAUUUUAAGUUAAAAAAGAUGAAAAUGAACUUUCAGGAUUUUAGCUAUAAGAAUAAUAAAAUAUAAGUAGAAAUGAAAGUUUAUUCUUCUAUUAACAAUAAAAAUGA
Paramecium sonneborni is the source of this 1426-nucleotide messenger RNA. The record is from the annotation of a GenBank genome assembly. Lineage: Eukaryota; Ciliophora; Oligohymenophorea; Peniculida; Parameciidae.